AUGCUGGAAGUUUUGAGGGGACAAGUAUUUGUCUGUGGAGGAAAGAUGGCUUUCACAUUUCUGCCUGCCAAUUUGGAAGGGUUGUGUGUCAUGGCUACCCUAGUACCUGACAUAGAUGUUAUAUCUGGAGAUGAGCCUGUUCCCAUUCCCAGUCUUGAUUACAGUGUAGGUCAUACUAAGAGAGCAGUGCAGUUUAUUCCCCUGAUGGUAGGACUAGGGAUUUCAGGAACCCUGGCGACAGGUACUACGGAACUAGGAGUCACAGUGCAUUCUCACAACAAGCUUUCCAAUCAGCUUAUUGAUGAUGUUCAGGCAUUGUCUAGUUCUAUUCAGGACAUCCAAGAUCAAAUAGAUUCAUUAGCUGAGGUAGUUCUUCAAAACAGAAGAGGGUUAGACCUCCUAAUGGCAGAGCAGGGAGGCAUCUGUUUGGCAUUACAGGAAUGCUGCUGCUUCUAUGUGAACAAGUCCAGCAUUGUUCAAGACAAAAUUAAGAGACUACAAGAAGACCUAGUAAAAAGAAGAAGAGAGCCAUUUGAAAGCCCUCUCUGGAGUAGCUGGAAUGGAAUCCUGCCUUAUCUUCUUCCCUUGCUUGGACCAUUACUUGGACUCUUAAUUUUAUUUUCAUUAGGCCCUUUCCUUUUUAAUAAAUUGAUGGCUUUUGUCAAACAACAGGUGGAUACCAUAAAAAUGCAACCUAUGCAGAUCCAUUACCACAGGCUUGAAAUGGCUGAUAGAGAUAAUUACACGGAGCCUGCAAAACAGUAUUAUGAUAAUGCUUUGUGA
Cavia porcellus (domestic guinea pig) is the source of this 783-nucleotide messenger RNA. Its product is annotated as syncytin-2. Bases 1 to 783 code for a protein of 260 amino acids. The record is from RefSeq and is a predicted model, not a curated record. The transcript has 2 exons. Lineage: Eukaryota; Metazoa; Chordata; Mammalia; Rodentia; Caviidae.